AGUUGGGACUAUAUUGCCAAAAUCGUCUCGCUCGGUGAUUCUGGCUGUGGAAAGUCCAGACGCUUCUCGCCUCACCACGAUGUGACCAUCGGAGUCGAAUUCGGCAGCCGUAUCGUACCUGUUGGUCCGCCCGCUUCGUUAGCCCUCAACGUGAAUAACCCUUCCGCCGACACGACUCUUAACGAAACAUCAUCAUCCAACACCGACUCGCAAAAUCAAAAGCACAUGAAGCUAUCACUAUGGGAUACUGCUGGUCAGGAGACAUACAAAUCAAUCACACGAUCCUACUUCAGAGGUGCUAGCGGUGCUUUACUGGUUUUUGACAUCACUCGUCGCGCAACCUUUGACGCCGUCACGGCCUGGUUGAAUGAUCUCCGCCAGAUAGCAGAGGAGAACAUUAUCGUAGUCCUCGUCGGCAACAAGAGCGAUCUCGCUCCUGCAACAACUGUUUCUGAAGGUAGCGCCUCCGAGAACAAACGUCAAGUCACACAAGAAGAGGCCGAGGCAUGGUGCAAAGAGAACAAAGUCAUGCAAUACGUCGAGACUUCGGCCAAGAGUGGUGAAAAUGUCGAGAGAGCCUUCCGUGAGGUUGCUGAGAGGAUAUACCAAAACAUCGAAGCCGGCAAAUACGACUUGAAUGACAGACGGUCCGGCGUCAAAGGUCCUGGUGCAUCUGCUGGUGGCAACACUGCGAGAACCAUCAAUUUGGGCAUGAACGAUGCUGCUUCCGUACAAAAACGCGGCAAACAGGGUGGAUGUUGUUAA
Messenger RNA from Aureobasidium musti, 765 nucleotides. The record is from the annotation of a GenBank genome assembly. NCBI's taxonomy places the organism in Eukaryota, Fungi, Ascomycota, Dothideomycetes, Dothideales, Saccotheciaceae.